CCGAGGGCCCACCAUGUCUGCUGCAGCUUGGCUCGCACCGGCCGCGCGACAAUAAACAAGCGCCCUGGACGGGGCCCUGCGCCCGCCCCGGAGCAGCUGCCUCAGAGACCCCGGCGAUGCCGACCGCGCCGCCACCGCCUCGGCGCCCGGGAGGGAAGACGCGACUUUCUCUGAGUUUUUUAGAGUCGCCGGGCUGCCGGGACACGCCACAGGCGUAGAACAACGACUGCUCCUGUCCCCCCACCAGACCACCCAAAGGAUGUCGGAGAUAGACAGUUCCAAAUAAUGACGAUCGAUCGUGUGCUGCAUCUGGGAAAGGGACAGGAAAAAAUAUAGAAAAUAACCUGCACACAGCGGAGGCGCUGAAACCGCCAAGAGGAUGCGGGAGCCGUACAGACACUAAGUGGGGACCGCGGCGGCGGCGGCGGCUGCAGCGGGUUCCGCACGGGGAGAGCGGCGGCGGCUUCCCAGCGCGGUGGUCGCCUCGACGCAGGGGGGUGGGAGGACUGCGCCGGGGGCGAGGACCGUGCAGGAAGCCGCAGCCGCCGCGGGAGCCGCCGGAGGGCCGGGGCCACCUUCACUCGCCCCCUCACUACCAUGUACAGCGUGCGCUGCAAGAAGAAGGCGGGCGAUGCAUGCACACCCCCGCGCCCCACUCCCUCCGGCUCGUCCCCGAGCGUGCGCCACUGACCAGGGGGGAAUGUGGUGAAGACACUCGGGAGGAGAGCCGAGGGGGGAGGGGAGGGCCGGCCGGCGCGAACCCUGGCCGGAGGGUGCGAGGAGCCCUAGGCGGCCGGAGGGGGCGGCGGCGGCGGCGGCUGCUGGCAGGAAGAAAGUUGCCCCCGAUGCAGAUGGCAACUGAGGUAAAAUGCACCCUUGCUGCCCCCUGGUAACUUUGGAACAGGACCUCCACAGAAAAAUGCAUAGCUGGAUGCUGCAGACUCUAGCAUUUGCUCUAACAUCUCUCGUCCUUUCGUGUGCAGAAACCAUCGAUUAUUAUGGGGAAAUCUGUGACAAUGCAUGUCCUUGUGAGGAGAAGGACGGCAUUUUAACUGUGAGCUGUGAAAACCGAGGGAUCAUCAGCCUCUCUGAGAUUAGCCCACCCCGCUUCCCAGUCUACCACCUCUUGUUGUCUGGAAACCUUCUGAACCGUCUCUAUCCCAAUGAGUUUGUAAACUACACUGGGGCUUCAAUUUUGCAUCUGGGUAGCAACGUGAUCCAGGACAUUGAGACGGGGGCUUUCCACGGGCUUAGGGGUUUAAGGAGACUGCAUCUGAACAAUAAUAAGCUGGAACUUCUGCGGGAUGAUAUAUUCCUUGGUUUGGAGAGCCUGGAGUACCUACAGGUCGAUUAUAAUUACAUCAGUGUCAUUGAACCCAAUGCUUUUGGGAAACUGCAUUUGUUGCAGGUGCUUAUCCUCAAUGAUAAUCUCUUGUCCAGUUUACCCAACAACCUUUUCCGUUUUGUGCCCUUAACGCACUUGGACCUGCGGGGGAACCGGCUGAAACUUCUGCCCUAUGUGGGGCUGCUGCAGCACAUGGAUAAAGUUGUGGAGUUACAGCUGGAGGAAAACCCCUGGAACUGCUCCUGUGAGCUGAUCUCCCUGAAGGAUUGGCUGGACAGCAUCUCCUACUCGGCCCUGGUGGGGGAUGUGGUUUGUGAGACGCCCUUCCGCUUACAUGGGCGGGACUUGGACGAAGUGUCCAAGCAGGAACUUUGCCCCAGGAAACUUAUUUCAGACUACGAGAUGAGGCCGCAGACGCCUUUGAGCACCACGGGGUACUUACACACCACCCCAGCUUCGGUGAAUUCCGUGGCCACUUCGUCCUCUGCUGUUUACAAACCUCCCUUGAAGACCCCUAAGGGGACACGCCAACCCAACAAGCCCAGGGUGCGCCCCACCUCUAGGCAGCCAUUCAAAGACUUGAGCUCCAGCAAUUCUGGCCCCAGCAUCGCCUACCAGACCAAAUCUCCCGUGCCUUUGGAGUGCCCCACCCAGUGCUACUGCAACCUGCAAAUCUCCGAUCUGGGCCUCAAUGUCAACUGCCAGGAGCGAAAGAUCGAGAGCAUCGCAGAGCUGCAGCCCAAGCCCUACAAUCCCAAGAAAAUGUAUCUGACGGAGAACUACAUCGCGGUGGUUCGCAGGAGCGACUUCCUGGAGGCCACGGGGCUGGACCUCCUACACUUGGGCAACAACCGCAUUUCCAUGAUCCAGGACCACGCCUUCGGAGAUCUCACCAACCUGAGGCGCCUCUACCUGAACGGCAACAGGAUCGAGAGGCUGAGCCCAGAGCUGUUCUAUGGCCUGCAGAGCCUGCAGUAUCUCUUCCUCCAGUACAAUCUCAUUCGUGAGAUUCAGCCUGGGACCUUUGAUCCGGUCCCCAACCUCCAGCUGCUAUUUCUCAAUAAUAACCUCCUGCAGACCAUGCCCCCGGGCGUCUUCUCCAGCCUGACCCUCCUCAGGCUGAACCUGAGGAGUAACCACUUCACCUCCUUGCCGGUGAGUGGCGUCCUGGACCAGCUGAAGUCACUCAUCCAAAUCGACCUCCACGACAACCCUUGGGAUUGCACCUGCGACGUGGUGGGCAUGAAGCUGUGGGUCGAGCAGCUCAAAGUGGGCGUCUUGGUGGACGAAGUCAUCUGCAAGGCGCCCAAGAACUUCGCUGAGACGGACAUGCGCUCCAUUAAGUCGGAGCUGCUGUGCCCAGACUACUCGGACGUGGUGGUUUCCACGCCCACGCCCUCCUCCAUCCAGGUCCCCUCCAGAACCAGCGCGGUGACCCCCACCGUGCGGCUGAACAGCACCGGGGGUCCCGCGGGCUUGGGCGCGGGCGGAGGCGCGUCCUCCGUGCCCUUGUCCGUGCUGAUCCUCAGCCUGCUGCUGGUUUUCAUCAUGUCUGUCUUCGUGGCCGCGGGGCUCUUUGUGCUGGUGAUGAAGCGCAGGAAGAAGAACCAGAGCGACCACACCAGCACCAACAAUUCCGACGUGAGCUCCUUCAACAUGCAGUACAGCGUGUACGGCGGCAGCGGAGGGGCCGGCGGCCACCCCCACGCGCACGUGCACCACCGCGGGCCCUCGCUGCCCAAGGUGAAGACGCCCGCGGGCCACGUGUACGAGUACAUCCCCCAUCCCCUGGGCCACAUGUGCAAAAACCCCAUCUACCGCUCCCGAGAGGGCAACUCCGUGGAGGAUUACAAAGACCUGCACGAGCUCAAGGUCACCUACAGCGGCAACCACCACCUGCAGCAGCAGCAGCAGCAGCAGCAGCCGCCGCCGCCUCCGCCGCCGCCCCAGCCGCAGCCCCCGCCGCAGCUGCAGCUGCAGCCGGCGGAGGAGGAGAGGCGGGAAAGCCACCACUUGCGGAGCCCGGCCUACAGCGUCAGCACCAUCGAGCCCCGGGAGGACCUGUUGUCCCCGGUGCAGGACGCCGACCGCUUUUACCGGGGCAUUUUAGAACCAGACAAGCACUGCUCCACCGCCCCCGCCGGCAGCAGCCUCCCGGAAUAUCCCAAAUUCCCGUGCAGCCCCGCUGCCUACACUUUCUCCCCCAACUAUGACCUGAGACGCCCCCACCAGUAUUUGCACCCGGGGGCCGGGGACAGCCGGCUGCGGGAACCGGUGCUCUACAGCCCCCCCAGUGCUGUCUUUGUAGAACCCAACCGGAACGAGUAUCUGGAGUUAAAAGCAAAACUAAACGUUGAGCCGGACUACCUCGAAGUGCUGGAAAAACAAACCACAUUUAGCCAGUUCUAAAAGCAAAGAAACUCCCUUGGAGCUUUUGCGUUUAAAACAAACAAGCAAGCCGAUACACACGGUGAACAUAUUUGAUUAAUUAUGUUGUUUCAACGUUUAGAGUGAAGUGCCUUGGCACGAGAUUCUUAGCUUCGGCGGAAGAUACUGAAAGGGUGUGCAAUUUCCUUUUAAUUUUACACGUGGGGAAGCGUUUGUGUAAACAGGGCACAUCCCUUUCUCUGGCGUGUCGGGGAGGAGAGGAGUAGGGGUUUUUGGAAGGCAAGUUGAUGCACGGGUGACUUUUGAAAGAUAGCAGUCAUUUUUCUAGUGGUUGGAAGUGCUAAGAAUGGUGGAAGAUGACAGCGCAUAGAUUCUACUCUUUCUCUUUUGCUCCCUUCUCCCCUCCCCUUCUUCCCCUUUAAGCCGCGGGUGGGUCUAUAUGGCUUUUGUGGAGAGAUUAGCACACCCCAACUUUAAUAGAAAGUUCAUUCUCUUCUUUUCCUCUUUCUCCUCCCCCUCCCUCUCUCUGCUUCCUUGCUCCCUCCUCUCUCAUUCCUUUUCUUUCUUUUAAAAGGAUGUGUUUGUAUGCAUUCUGGACAUUUGAAUUAAAAACAAAAGUGUUGUGAUCUCGAAAGGAUCACCAUAGAUGUGGACAAAUCAUUAAAAUUACAGAGCUAUAUGAUCCAUAAUUGAUUAGUCAAAAUAACUUAUUGAUGAAAUAUACAAAUAUUUUAUUGUAGCACCUAUUUUUAUAUGCACAUUUAGCAUUUCUCUUUCCUUCACUAUUUAGCCUAUGAUUUCCACAGAGGUGUCGCACUAUGUUAGAAGCUGCAUUUCCAAAUUUUGAAGUGAUAUCAGGAAGGCAUUUUAAACCACUCAAAAUAUGGAGAACUUAAUGACAAAAUUUUAAAGCCAGUGCAACCCACCCAAUUGGAUCUGUAAUUUGAAAAAAAAACUGAUUGUACCCCAAUAUAUAUUAAAAUAUUAGGGCAAUUAAUUGGGCCAUUUGGGUGAGAAUCAGGUGCAAGUUUUGGGUUUUAUUAGAGAAGAUUUCAAAGUAUUUUUUAUCAGUCAACCAAAAUGAUGUAUUGAUUUGACUACUAUUGUAGCCGAUUUUUGAUUGUUUAACCAAACACCGUUGCAUUUGUACAGAUCCACGUGUUCUAGCACCUCAGAAGACCAAAUGAUGGACUGUACAAAUCCCUAUACAAUGUCUUUAUCCCUCUGGGCAGCAAGCAAUGAUGAUAACCACAAACAGGAUCUCUGUAAGAUGGGGCUAUUGUUGUUACAGUCUUAUAUGUAUCCCAGCACAUGUAAUUUUUUAAAUAGUUUCUGAAUAAACACUUGAUAACUAUGUCAAAUAUGAGGAAUUGAAGUAAUGAUUACUUAAAGUGCAAAAGAACUAGC
Molecule: messenger RNA, 5140 nt
Organism: Myotis myotis
Lineage: Eukaryota; Metazoa; Chordata; Mammalia; Chiroptera; Vespertilionidae
Gene: SLITRK5
Product: SLIT and NTRK like family member 5
Exons: 2
Coding region: 869-3754 (961 amino acids)
Biological process (GO): regulation of presynapse assembly; positive regulation of synapse assembly; axonogenesis
Cellular component (GO): membrane
Molecular function (GO): protein binding
Source: RefSeq, a predicted model, not a curated record